Molecule: messenger RNA, 819 nt
Organism: Thermothielavioides terrestris NRRL 8126
Lineage: Eukaryota; Fungi; Ascomycota; Sordariomycetes; Sordariales; Chaetomiaceae
Exons: 2
Coding region: 308-706 (132 amino acids)
Biological process (GO): translation
Cellular component (GO): ribosome
Molecular function (GO): structural constituent of ribosome
Source: RefSeq, a predicted model, not a curated record
AAAAAAAAAAAAAAUUGAUGGUGCAUUAAUUACUAGAUCCAUCCGGACUCCUCCAAAUUAGAGUCCUUAAAGCCAUCGUGCCUGCCGAUGGGUUUGUCGAUUUGUCGAUUUGGGACUCGGAAAGGAGAAGCAAGGGUUAGGGGCGCUCUUCAGAACCCUGGAAACAACCCACUGCACUCGCCAAUGCAGCCACGUGACAGUGCCAAGGAAUCAAUGACCCAGCAGCACAGCGGUCUUCAAUUCCUGCCGAUCCGAUCCGACGAGAACAACACCCGCCCUGCCAUUCCCAACCCACCGCACCACAACCAUGGCCAGCCUCUCAGUCCUGUCGCAAACCGCGCGGUCCGCCGCGUCGGCCACGAGGUCGCUUACCUCGUCGAUGCGCGCCCUCUCCCUCUCCUCCGCCGCCGCCGCGCGGCCCGCCAUGCAGACACAGACCCGCUCCCUCUCGCAGGCCGUUCUCUCGACACCCCGGGCGCCAACCACCCUUGGCACCCGUGCCGCCACCAGCGCAACUGCCCCGGCGGUGCAGAGCGGCGUGGCGGUGUUCCAGAGGCAGCAGGUGCGGGGCAUGAAGGUGCGCAGCGCCAUCAAGAAGCGGUGCGAGCAUUGCAAGGUCGUCCGGCGCAAGGCCAACAAACGGCACAACGGCUACCUCUACGUCAUAUGCCCCGCGAACCCGAGGCACAAGCAGCGCCAGGGAUAAGAUAAUUGGGGAUGGGUCCUGCAACAGGAUGGAGGGUCUGCUGUUUUGAUACCAGCCUGGGCGAGGAUAUUCUGUACGAUAGGUGCGCCAGAAACGUAUCGACGGGCUUGGGA